Molecule: messenger RNA, 1761 nt
Organism: Sordaria macrospora k-hell
Lineage: Eukaryota; Fungi; Ascomycota; Sordariomycetes; Sordariales; Sordariaceae
Source: RefSeq, a predicted model, not a curated record
AUGAAGUCUUUCACCUUGUCCGGCGUUAUUGCCGCUCUCACUGCCACCGCUGCCGUCCAGGCCCAGACCUACUCUCAAGAUGGACCUUUUUAUCUCAAGCUCCAGUCUGACGACACCUCCCUCGACGGCAAGUUCCUCUAUGCUUGCCACGCCGGUGCCGCCAUUGAGUCGCUGUGCCUUGGCGGUACCGAGAAUCCCGCCGGUUCCUCUUCAGCCUCCUUCUACUACAACUACACCGUCUACGACAAUGUUCCUUCCAACUCCGGCCUCUUGACCUGGAACCUUGUGGCCAACGGUCCUGAUGGUCCCAUCACCGUCUCUUCUCCUCUGUCUUUCAACUAUGACCCUGGCUCUAAUGUCGCCACGACUCUGUUCACGCCUGGUUCUUCCCCGAGCAUCAAUGUUGCCUUUGACAACGAGGACAAGCUUUUUGUUCCUACCUACACCGACGACUCCAAGUACGUUCCGGGCCAGUACCCCGAGUACCCUGGCACCAUCGCCCUCCAGAACUGGCAGGCAUGCUGGGCGCAAGUUGGAGGCUACUACUACAACGUUCUCGCGUGGGUUACUAGCGGCGCGCCGAAGAAUCCCACUUGCAAGGCUGUGAAGGUCGCCAAGGAGAAGCCCAAAGGUGACCAGGCAGGGGAGGUUGCUGCUCAGAUCCCCGACGGCCAGGUACAAAACACUGAGCAGCAAAACCCGGAGGAUGAUAGUGUCGAGAAGAGUGCUGGAGAGCCUGCCGCCCAGAUCGGUGAUGGUCAGGUGCAGAAUGUUCCUGCGAAGGAGGGUGAGGAGGUUGUGACUCAGAUUGGCGACGGUCAGGUUCAGAAUUCUUUUGUCAAGGGGCCCGUUUCUCAAAUUGGUGAUGGCCAGGUGCAAAAUGCUCCUGCAAAUGACCCCAAUCCUGUUGUCCAGAUCGGUGACGGCCAAGUCCAGAAUGUUCCCCUUCCCGUCACUCAGAUCGACGACGGUCAGAUUCAGAACGCACCAGUUCCCGUCACUCAAAUCAACGAUGGCCAGAUUCAAAACGCCCCUGUGGAGGAAGACUCGACGCCUGUCACUCAAAUCGGAGACGUGCAGGUGCAGAACGCUCCCGCCAAGGAGGAGUCAGUCCCCAUUACUCAGAUUGGUGAUGGUCAAAUCCAGAAUGUCCCUGUCACUCAGAUCAACGAUGGCCAGAUCCAGAACGCUCCCGUCAAGGAAGAGCCCCAGCCUGUUUUCCAGAUUGGAGAUGGCCAGGUUCAAAACGUCCCUGAGCCCAAGCCUACUGUUCAGAUCGGUGACGGCCAGGUACAGAAUCCCUUUGUCAAGGAGCCCGUUGUUUCUCAGAUUGGUGAUGGCCAGAUUCAAAACGCUCCCGUGAAGGAAGAGCCCCAGCCUGUUGUCCAGAUCGGAGACGGCCAGGUCCAGAAUGCUCCCGUUCCCGUUCCCGUCACUCAGAUUGGUGAUGGUCAGAUUCAGAACGCCCCAGUGAAGGAGGAGCCCAAGCCUGUCGUUCAGAUUGGAGAUGGCCAGAUCCAAAAUGUUCCUGCUCCCUUUCCUUCUGCCACGCCUACUCCUGCUCUCGCACACGAGGGACAAGAUGGCGAGGAGCAUAAAGGCCAGGACGACAAUGAGAGCUGGGAGGAUGCCAACGCUGAGGAGGACAUUGAAAGCUGGGAGCACGCCGGUGCUCAUGGUGAGGGCGAAGGCUGGGAACAAGCCGAUGCUCAGGAGGAAGGCCAUAACUGGGAAGGAUCUGAUUCUCAGCAUGACGAGUAA